Molecule: messenger RNA, 2799 nt
Organism: Odobenus rosmarus divergens (Pacific walrus)
Lineage: Eukaryota; Metazoa; Chordata; Mammalia; Carnivora; Odobenidae
Gene: SLITRK2
Product: SLIT and NTRK-like family, member 2
Exons: 3
Coding region: 251-2788 (845 amino acids)
Biological process (GO): axonogenesis; positive regulation of synapse assembly; regulation of presynapse assembly
Cellular component (GO): glutamatergic synapse; membrane
Molecular function (GO): protein binding
Source: RefSeq, a predicted model, not a curated record
AUGCUAAACUACUGGCGGACUGCAGAGGAGAGGGGUCCCGUCUUCUCCUGAUGUCAAUUUCUGCUGCGAGCCUAAGAGGGGCGAGCCGCCCGAGAUCUCUUCAAGAUACCCCAGGGGAGGAGGUGAUGGGCUGGAUUUAGUAGGACAACUCGAUUACUAAUGACUCCGCGGCUGGCUGCGACCCGCCGGGAAAUCAGGUGCAAGCAUGUUUGCCUGUAGGUACCUGAACUGACACCGACGGUGCCUAAAGAUGCUGAGCGGCGUUUGGUUCCUCAGUGUGUUAACCGUGGCCGGGAUCUUACAGACGGAGAGCCGCAAAACUGCCAAAGACAUUUGCAAGAUCCGCUGCCUGUGUGAAGAGAAGGAAAACGUCCUGAAUAUUAACUGUGAAAACAAAGGAUUUACAACUGUCAGCCUGCUCCAGCCGCCCCAGUAUCGAAUCUAUCAGCUUUUCCUCAAUGGAAACCUCCUGACGAGACUGUACCCUAACGAGUUCGUCAAUUACUCCAACGCUGUGACUCUCCACCUGGGCAACAACGGGCUGCAGGAGAUCCGAACCGGGGCGUUCAGCGGCCUGAAAACCCUCAAGAGACUGCACCUCAACAACAACAAGCUCGAGGUGCUGAGGGAAGACACCUUCCUGGGCCUGGAGAACCUCGAGUACCUCCAGGCCGACUACAAUUACAUCAGUGCCAUCGAGGCAGGGGCGUUCAGCAAACUGAAUAAGCUCAAAGUGCUCAUCCUGAAUGACAACCUUCUGCUGUCGCUGCCCAGCAAUGUGUUCCGCUUCGUCCUGCUGACCCACUUAGACCUGAGAGGGAACAGGCUGAAAGUGAUGCCUUUCGCUGGCGUCCUUGAGCACAUUGGAGGGAUCAUGGAGAUUCAGCUGGAGGAGAACCCAUGGAAUUGCACUUGUGACUUACUUCCUCUCAAGGCUUGGCUGGACACCAUAACUGUGUUUGUCGGGGAGAUUGUCUGUGAAACUCCCUUUCGACUGCAUGGGAAAGAUGUGACCCAACUGACCAGGCAAGAUCUCUGUCCCAGAAAAAGUACCGGCGACUCCAGCCAGAGGGGCAGCCAUGCAGACACGCACGUCCAAAGGCUGUCGCCCACCAUGAAUCCCGCUCUCAACCCAACCAGGGCUCCCAAAGCCAGCCGGCCCCCCAAAAUGAGAAAUCGCCCGACUCCCAGGGUCACCGUGUCAAAGGACAGGCAGAGCUUUGGGCCUAUCAUGGUGUACCAGACCAAGUCCCCCGUGCCCCUCACCUGCCCCAGCAGCUGUGUCUGUACCUCUCAGAGCUCAGACAAUGGUCUAAACGUAAAUUGCCAAGAAAGGAAGUUCACGAAUAUCUCCGACCUGCAGCCCAAACCUACCAGUCCAAAGAAGCUCUACCUGACAGGGAACUAUCUUCAAACUGUCUAUAAGAACGACCUCUUAGAAUACAGUUCUUUGGACUUGUUGCAUUUAGGAAACAACAGGAUUGCAGUCAUUCAGGAAGGUGCCUUCACAAACCUGACCAGCUUACGCAGACUUUACCUGAAUGGCAAUUACCUUGAAGUGCUGUAUCCUUCUAUGUUUGAUGGACUGCAGAGCUUGCAGUAUCUCUAUUUAGAGUAUAAUGUCAUCAAGGAGAUUAAGCCACUGACCUUUGAUGCUUUGAUUAACCUACAGCUACUGUUUCUGAAUAACAACCUGCUGCGCUCCCUACCCGAUAAUAUAUUUGGGGGAACGGCCCUCACCAGGCUGAAUCUGAGAAACAACCAUUUUUCUCACCUGCCUGUGAAAGGGGUUCUGGAUCAACUUCCGGCGUUUAUCCAGAUAGAUCUGCAAGAGAACCCAUGGGACUGCACCUGUGACAUCAUGGGGCUAAAGGACUGGACAGAACAUGCCAAUUCCCCGGUCAUCAUCAAUGAGGUGACCUGCGAAUCUCCCGCAAAGCAUGCCGGGGAGAUCCUGAAGUUUCUGGGGAGGGAAGCUAUCUGUCCUGACAGCCCCAACUUGUCAGACGGAACCGUUUUGUCCAUGAAUCACAACACAGACACUCCUCGGUCGCUUAGUGUGUCACCCAGUUCCUAUCCGGAGCUCCACACUGAAGUUCCACUUUCCGUCUUAAUUUUAGGAUUGCUUGUUGUCUUUAUCUUAUCUGUCUGUUUUGGGGCCGGCUUAUUCGUCUUUGUCCUAAAGCGCAGAAAGGGGGUGCCCAGUGUGCCGCGGAGUGCCAACAACCUAGAUGUCAGCUCCUUCCAGCUACAGUAUGGGUCUUACAAUACCGAGGCUCAGGAUAAAAUGGACGGCCACGUCUAUAACUAUAUCCCCCCACCUGUGGGGCAGAUGUGCCAAAACCCCAUCUACAUGCAGAAGGAGGGAGACCCGGUAGCCUAUUACCGAAACCUGCAAGACUUCAGCUAUGGCAACCUGGAGGAGAAGAAAGAAGAGCCAGCCACGCUGGCUUACACGAUAAGUGCCACUGAGUUGCUUGAAAAGCAAGCCACGCCGAGAGAGCCCGAGCUGCUGUAUCAGAAUAUCGCGGAGCGAGUCAAGGAACUUCCCAGUGCAGGACUAGUCCACUAUAACUUUUGUACCUUACCUAAAAGGCAGUUCGCCCCUUCGUACGAAUCUCGACGCCAAAACCAAGACAGAAUCAAUAAAACCGUUUUAUACGGAACUCCCAGGAAAUGCUUUGUGGGGCAGUCAAAACCCGACCACCCUUUACUGCAAGCUAAGCCGCAGUCAGAACCAGACUACCUCGAAGUUCUGGAAAAACAAACUGCAAUCAGUCAGCUGUGAAGGGAUGCUGC